UCAUUUAUUUUUGCGUUUAGUGUUUGUAUCGAGUGCAGUUUUAUUUAGACACGUAAAUCGGCUAUUUUUAAUAAAUGUUGAUGUGUGUUACCAUUCAAUCUAAACUGUUGAAUUAGUUUAUUACUGCUUACGUUAAAUAAACAUAUAGUUGCCAGCUGUUAUGUAAGGAAUUCUGAAAUGCAAAAUCGUAGACAGGGAAAUCCCAGAAAUCCAUUCGGCGCCGGGAACUAUACUUGGAGGGCCCAACAAGGAAGGACAAACAACUGGCGAAACAAUUCUAGGAGCGCGCGACGACCGAGUCUUAGUACUAGUUCUGAGCAAUCCAAUUAUAGUAGAAGUCGCCAGGGAUUCGGCACAGGACAAAGAGAUGACAGAAGAAACAAUUAUUCUAGGAACACAGUACGCCGAAAUCAAAGUCCUAGUGCUAGUUCUGAGCAAUCCUAUGCUAGUAGGAAUCGCAAUGCAUUCGGUCCCACAGGACGGCAAGAUCAAAGAGGUGGCAGAAGACCUAACCAGAAUACGAGAAAAAUGGGCUUCAAAGCGCUACAAGAUUUGCUAAAUAAAGAUUCUGAAGAUUUAAUCCUAGAAUUGUCCAACAUUAAAAGAGGCAUACAGGACUACAUCAAAACGAGUUUAUCCGAUGACGGUAUUAUCCUGUUUGUAAAAGUGUUGAAAAAAGUGUCAGAUUCGGCUUUUGUUGAAAACAAAUAUAAGGUUUUGCAAUUGUAUUUGGACGAAACAUUUGUUGAUAAACUGGUAAAGUACAUAGCUUUGCUGCCAAUGCAAAACGAAUUAGAUCGCAGAAAUAACAAAUUUUUUUGGGAAAAUACUGACGACUUUUGGAACAACAUUAUAGGCAUUUGUCAGGAUAUUUAUGAUGCAAUUCCCAGAUUUGCGUUUAAAGUUUUGCCUAAUAUAAUGAAAAGUUUGCUCGUGUGCUUCCCUGCGUUUCAAGACCAACACAAACAACAUAUUUCGGACGGGAUAAAGGAAAAUGUGAAUAAACUCAAUGAAAGUAUUCAAAUUAUGAUAGCGGAAGAAGAAGAAAAGAAGAAGGCUUCUAUCCAAAAGAAAGUGUCUACCUUAAUCGAAGAAGAACCACCGGAUGAUUUCCAUCAAAUUUCUGUGUACCCCAGUACACUUGAACUCCUUGGGGGUACUCAAGUUUUUCUACGAAAAAAUGUUAUUGAGGGACCUUACAAAGACGCAAAUCAUUAUUUGGACGUCCAGUUUAGAUUGCUAAGAGAAGAUUUUGUUGGACCUUUGAGAAGUGGUAUCGCCACAUACCGAUCGGAAACAACCAAGAAACAUCGAAUUGAAAACGUCAAUAUUUACAAAAAAGUACAGUUUUUAAAUCAAGAAACAAUCAACGAACAGUACUGCAUUCGAUUAAGGUUCGAUUUUUCACGCAAUAAAAAGAAAUUUCGACUCGAAGACUCCAAAAAAUUUAUGUUCGGUUCUCUCCUAUGCUUCACCUCCGACAAUUUCAAGUCACUGUUUUUUGGAAAAAUUGCCCAGAAAGACGUGAAAGACCUGGAAAAAGGGGAACUAAUUGUAGGCUUUGACCAAAAUGUGCUUGUGGAUUACAAAGCGGACUAUUUAAUGAUUGAAUGUGGAGUUUACUUCGAACCAUAUUUCCACGUCCUCAAUGUCCUCAAAAACAUGAACACUGCCGAAUUUCCGAUGGAAAAAUACAUCAUUCGCGUAGACCCCACACUGCAGCCACCGGAGUACCUCAUGGGGCCAACACCACGUAGGAUUUCAGUCCGUGGUCAUGAAUUUUUCCCUCUCCAAAACUGGCCAAACACUAACUUUUACGGUUUUAACCAAUCGCAACUUGGUGCCUUUCGAGCAGCUUUGACGCAAGAGUUUUCCGUCAUUCAAGGUCCGCCUGGUACAGGGAAAACCUUCCUUGGUCUCAAAAUCGCUAGAACAUUGCUUGAAAAUCACAACAUUUGGUUCAACAAGACUCCAAUGUUGGUCAUAUGUUACACUAAUCACGCUCUCGACCAGUUUUUGGAGGGUUUGACUCAGUUUACUGAGAGUAUUCUCAGAAUCGGAGGUCAGAGUAAAAACGAAACAUUGGCAAGGUUCAAUUUGAGAAAUACAAAGUUUCGAACAAGCCCGGCUGUUUUACAACAGAGAAACGAAGUGAAAGUCAUUUUACAAAAAAUUCAUAGCAUAACGGAAAAUUUGAAGCAAAUCGAUUUUUAUCACAGUAUCCGAGCUUUCGAUGUUUUUGAAGAUGUUAUACCGAGUUUUGCUAAAACAUGGUUUUAUCGUGCUUCAAGGGAUGAAAUAUUGGAUUGGUUGCUUUCCGAAAAUGAACUAAUGGAUUUAAGUAAUACAGUGAAAAGUCCUGGCAGUGUUGCAGAGGUUCAGGAUAAAAUGGCUAACAUGCAGAUUGAAGAUGCAAUUAUAGUCGAUGAAGAAUUGUCGGAUUAUGAGAUCGAAGAAGAUGAAAAUAUGAAAAUAGAAUUGGAUGAUAUCUUUGAUGAAGUGAACGCAAUGGAGGUUCAGUGCAGCAUUCCCCUUAUUACACUCUCUUCACUUCAACAAAAGAUUUCUGCGCUCGAGGGGGCUUUAUAUCAACUCAAGCAAAAGGAAGAGAUUACUACAGAGGAUAUUUUUGAAGAAGAUCGGAUUGCUUUCGAAUUGUAUAAAUUAAAAUAUCGUUGCGACUGUUUAAAUUAUAGGCUAACCGAGGGCAAACAAAUGCGUUUCAUGAAAAGGAAAGUUCCUAACUGGUCGGAUUUCGUAAAUCCUCUUCAAAUGUUACCCGAUGAGCGUUGGAAUUUAUACUUUUUUUGUUUGAAUUUAUACAGAGAAAAACUAAAUGAAAAACUGAGCUUACUAAAUGAACAAUUUCGAGAACAACAUAAAGUCUAUGAGGAAAUGCGACACAUUGAAAACACUAAAGCCAUGAAAAAUGUGCUUGUUGUUGGGAUGACGACCACCGGUGCCGCCCGCCUGAGAUCAUCUUUGCAAACUUUAAAAAGUCCAAUCGUUAUUGUUGAAGAAGCAGCGGAGAUUCUAGAGGCUCACAUUAUCUCUUCUUUGACCAAACAUUGCAAACAUUUGAUUCUCAUAGGAGAUCAUCAGCAGUUGAAACCCAGCACUGCGAAUUACAACAUCGAAAAAUUUUACAAUUUGGGGAUAAGUUUGUUUGAGAGAAUGGUUGUUAAUAAAAUCCAAUUGCAUACUUUAAAUGUUCAACAUAGAAUGAGACCGGAAAUUGCCAGUUUGAUCUCGCCGACAAUUUAUCCAACUCUGCAAGAUCACCCAUCGGUGAACGAAAGACCAGAUAUAAAAGGAGUCGAUAAUUGCUUAUUUUUCAUCGACCAUAACCACGCAGAAGUAAACUGUGAAGGCACAAGCAAAAAAAAUUACCACGAAGUUGAGUUUUUGAUUUAUUUUGCGAGGCAUCUUAUUUUGAACGGUUAUAAACCUGAAAACAUUACAAUCCUGGCUGCUUAUUUGGGGCAAAUGUUUGAGUUGCAAAAAGAGAGGCGCAAUCACAAGGACCUUUUGGAGAACAUAAGGAUUGCAGUUUUGGAUAACUACCAAGGGGAAGAAUGCGAUAUUAUCCUACUUUCGCUGGUUCGAAACAACGAAGAAAAUAAAGUCGGAUUCUUAUCCAUUGAAAACAGAGUGUGUGUGGCGCUUUCCAGAGCCAGAAACGGCUUCUACCUGAUGGGAAAUAUGAACCAGUUGUGUACUGCAAGUCAACUUUGGCGUGAAAUUCACAAAACUUUUCAACGCCAGAAUGCCAUUGGACCUCAUCUAGCUUUACGGUGCCAAGUACAUCCAGAUAAAGUCACGUAUGUGGCAAGCGGGAAAGAUUUUUUGAAUAUAUCAGAAGGUGGGUGCAACCAGAAAUGUGGGGCAGAUUUGGUAUGCGGUCAUCAAUGCACAUCUCUUUGCCAUGUGUUAAAUAGAGAUCAUGCAAGUUACCGGUGUCUUGAGAAGUGUGGAAAGAAACUGUGUGAUAAAGACGAACGACAUUUAUGCCAAAAAAGAUGUUACCAAGAAUGUGGUCCUUGUACUUACAAGGUUUUGAGGACUCUGCGAUGUGCACACAUGGUGAAUUUGGAGUGUCACCUUGAUCCUGAAACUUAUAAUUGUGAAGCACUUGUGCCCACGAAACUGCCCUGUGGUCACAACGUCGACAAGCCUUGCCAUCGCAGUCCAGAAACGUAUCCUUGCCCCUUCCCAUGUGAAAAACAAGUCGAACCUUGUGGUCACGCGUGUACUAGGAAUUGCCAUAUUCGGAUGGAUCCAGACCAUUUACAGUAUAAAUGUACCAAACGUUGUGCCAAAUACCUAAAGAAUUGCAACGCCGAACCUGAAAAACACAAGUGCAAGAAAUUAUGUUUUGAAGACUGUGAUACAUGUAUGAUCCGUGUUAAAAAACAGCGAACUAUCUGUCCACAUUUUUACGACGUGCCUUGUUCUAGUAAUGUAGACGAAAUAAGCUGUGAAAAGCCUUGCACAAAAAUGUUACCUUGCAAUCACAAAUGCAAAAAUAAAUGCAAUGAACCCUGUGGAAACUGCAAAGAAAAAGUUGAAAAAAAUAUCCCCAUAUGUGGCCAUGCAAUUAAAGUAAAAUGUAACGAAGAACCUCUACGGAAAUUCUGUACGAAGCAAUGCCCUUUGAAACUGGCUUGUGGCCACCCUUGUACAAAAAAAUGCAACGAGUCUUGUACCACAUCAUGUAAUGUACUGGUCAAUUGUGCAGUAAAGGCCUUUUGCGGUCACAUUGUGAGUAAGUUGCCGUGUUACAUAGCUCGUGGUGCUAUAGAUCCAAAGACCCUUCUACAAUACUGCAACCAUCCUUGUCGCGACCAGUUAUUAUGUGACCAUAACUGCUCAGGAACCUGCGGAGAGUGCUCCCAAGGCCGCAUCCACAAACGCUGCGAGGAAAAAUGCGGAAACCCGCUCGUGUGCAACCACCCUUGCGAUUUCCCAUGCAGACAAGCAUGCAGACCCUGCGUACGCCCUUGCCCAUACAAGUGCAAACACAGCUCUUGCGGAAAACGCUGUGGCGACAUUUGUGUCCCUUGCAAGGAGAGUUGCCCCAGAAGAUGCAAGCAUCAACGAUGCACCAAGUACUGCGGAGAAAUCUGCGACGUGCCCCCUUGUGAAAAACCCUGCAACAAAUUGCUGCCAUGUGGCCACCAAUGUAUUGGUUUUUGCGGAGACCCUUGCCCCAACAAGUGUCGCGUCUGCGACGAAGAAGAAGUAACAGAGGUGUUUUUCGGGUUUGAGGGUGAUGAUGAUGCCAGGUUUGUGCUACUCGAAGACUGCGGGCACAUUUUUGAAAAUACAGGAUUGGAAAUGUGGUUAAAGCAGGAUGAUGGGGAAGUUAUUAGAUUCAAGGAGUGUCCACGGUGCAAAACAGCGAUUAAGAUAACGCCUAGAUUCAGUGAUUAUGUCAAGAAAGCCAAGGCUGAUGUGGCUAAAGUUAAGAAAAAUCUGCACGGGACUGAAAGGGAGUUGAGCAAGAAGAGGCAAGAAUUGGUAGGGAAACUACUCGAGAUUAGACUGAAUUCACAAAAGGUGAAUAGUUACCACUUCUUCGACGAUAUUUUUUCCGCGAUGGAAACUCGCCUGCGAACUUCCUUAUCGGGAAAACGCCAACGUAUCAAUAAAUCAGAGUUGAAUGCACUUGAGUCAAAACUGCAAAUCAUAGAACACGUUGAUGACAUUAGUAAAAAUUGUCCUAAUGCUGUUUCACAAACCCGCUACUCUUCUCAGGUAAAAUUCAUACUUAAAACUUUGAAACGAGAACAUGACUAUGUGACAGAUCAAGAAAUAGGUGAUAUUAAGUACGAAUUAAAUCGGUUGUACCGAAUCGCCGAAUUAGAAGAAAUUAAGAAUUCGUCUAAUUUCGCACAGCGUUAUACGAAUUUGAAAGUUCGAGACACUGUAGUACAAACUGAACGUCUUCUUUUUGGUUUAGGCAAAUUUUACGAUGAAGAUGAACAAAAAGUGAAGCAAUUAUUGCAAGAAUUGAGUAAGUUGGUCUCGUCGGGAAUAGGAAUUUCGGAACAAGAAAAGAGGGAAAUUGUUAAAGCCAUGGGUUUCAAACAAGGACAUUGGUUCAAGUGUCCCAAUGGACAUCCAUACUGUAUCGCUGAUUGUGGGGGAGCCAUGGUAGUGUCAAAAUGUCCCGAAUGUGGGUGCAAAAUAGGGGGAACCCAACAUACACUGCUUGCAGAUAACCAGUUGGCGUCUGAAAUGGAUGGUGCACAGUUUGCCCGUUGGUCGGAAACGGCCAAUAAUAUGGGCAAUUUUCUAUUUGAUUUUAAUGAUUGAUCCUGUUAAUUAAACAAGUUUAUUACUUUACUGAUUUAUUAAAUUUAAUAU
Messenger RNA from Tribolium madens (black flour beetle), 6369 nucleotides. Its product is annotated as NFX1-type zinc finger-containing protein 1-like. The record is from RefSeq and is a predicted model, not a curated record. Gene Ontology annotation, molecular function: zinc ion binding; helicase activity. Gene Ontology annotation, biological process: regulatory ncRNA-mediated heterochromatin formation. Gene Ontology annotation, cellular component: nucleus; nuclear RNA-directed RNA polymerase complex. NCBI's taxonomy places the organism in Eukaryota, Metazoa, Arthropoda, Insecta, Coleoptera, Tenebrionidae. The coding region runs from base 178 to 6318 and encodes 2046 amino acids. The transcript has 8 exons.